AUGCCCCAAAGAGAAACAGAUGACAUCGGCAGCUCGGAGUGGGUGUCGUCACCACUGGACAUGAAGGCAGAUGUGAUUAUCGUGGGAGCAGGAUUCAGCGGCUGUUAUGCUUUACAUCGAAUGCGGCAACUCGGCCUUGAAGCCAAGAUCAUCGAAGCUGGAAGCGACUUCGGUGGUGUUUGGCACUUUAACAGAUACCCAGGAGCGCGCGUCGACUCCGAGACGCCGACGUACCAGUUCAGCCUACGCGAGGUGUGGGCAGGUUUCAACUUCCGAGAACGAUUUCCAGGCCAAGACGAGCUUCGCGAAUACUUCAGUCACGUGGAUAAGACUUGGAAUUUAAGAAAAGAUGCGACUUUCAACACCAGAGUCGAGGAGGCUAGAUACGACAAUGAGCACAGAAUAUGGAGAAUGAAAACUGAUUCUGGGCUUACGACGGAAUCCAGGUUCGUGAUAUUCGCGACUGGAACCACGAACAAGUCAUAUACACCGGAGAUAUCUGGGCUCGAACGCUUCAAAGGGAAGGUCAUUCACCCUUGUGCUUGGCCUGAAGGACUCGACGUCAAGGGCAAGAAAGUUGGCAUAAUAGGCCAAGGCGCUUCAGGACUGCAAAUCUUUCAACAGUUGGCGAAAGAGGAUUGCGCACUGACAGUCUUCGUUCGGACACCCUGCACGGCAAUCCCCAUGAAGCAGAGAGAGCUAUCCUUUGAAGAGUCGGAAACGCUGAAGAACUUCUACGACGGGUUGUUCGAAAAAGCCAAGUUUGAAUCUACCGCGGCGUAUCCAUACAACAAGAACCCGAAGUCAUUCUUUGACGCCACGGAAGAGGAAAGACACCAGCUAUUCGAGCAGCUCUGGACGAGAGGCGGGUUUGGAUUUCUGGUUUCCAAUUAUCACGAUGUGAUGCUUGAUCCCAAGGCCAACGCAAUUAUGUAUGAUUUCUGGGUCAGCAAGGUCAGGUCUCGAAUGACCGAUACCGUCAAAAAGGACAUCGUAGCUCCGUUGAAGCAGUACCAAUGGAUCGGAACGAAACGCCCCAACCUAGAGACGGACUAUUACGAAAUGCUUGACCGGCCUAACGUCAAAUUGGUAGACCUCAAAGCAACGCCAAUCAAGGAGCUCACUCCCUCGGGGAUCACGACAUUCGGAGAAAGCGAUGAGCUGCAUGAUCUAGACGUGAUCAUAUUCGCGACAGGGUACGACUCAGUGACCGGGAGCCUCCACGACAUGAAUAUACACGAUCGCAAAGGCAUCAAGCUCCAGGACAAGUGGAAGGAUGGCAUUCGCACAUAUCUUGGGAUGAUGAUUGAAGAUAUGCCCAACGCAUUUCUCUUAUACGGACCACAGGCGCCAACCUCGGUGGCGAAUGGACCGCCGUUCAUUGAGAUGGAGGUCGAUUGGAUUGCUCAAUUGGUACAGAAGGCUCGGCGAGACGGUGUAUCCUCCAUUGAGCCUACGGAAGAAGCUGUGAGCAAUUGGCGACAAUCAGUCAUGGCCGCGUUUGAGCCCACCCUCUACAGAUAUAGCACUGGCUGGUGGACUGGUAUGAACAUACCAGGCAAGAACCGGGAACCUCUCAUUUUCUUCGGUGGCUUGGAAGCCUGGUGGGAGCGUUGCAAUGAGGCUUUGACAGACUGGUCACAUUUCGAAGUUUUUAUCGCUUAA
This is a messenger RNA of Colletotrichum karsti, 1665 nucleotides long. RefSeq lists its product as uncharacterized. The transcript has a single exon. Bases 1 to 1665 code for a protein of 554 amino acids. The record is from RefSeq and is a predicted model, not a curated record. NCBI's taxonomy places the organism in Eukaryota, Fungi, Ascomycota, Sordariomycetes, Glomerellales, Glomerellaceae.